AGUAAAGAACAAUAUGGCGGCGUCCUGGUGAUCCGUCUGAGCUAGAAAUUUAGCGACACGGAAGCUACCACUAACUCUUAUAGUCAGUGAAAUGAAUUCUAGUGCAUUACCAAUUGGAGUAUAAAAUAUUUUAAAAUAUUUAUCGAGUGUCAUGGCGUCUCAGUGUGUAUUAUUUACAGCUCGAGCUUCCUUCAUUGCACCACAUCGAGUGACCUGUAUACAGCAUUUCCAGGCUGUUCUGCCUCUGCCGAAGCGGUAUGUGGGAAUUAUUCAGAAUCCCACCGUCCUGAAUCAGUUUAAAUGCAUGUCAUUGACAUCUCAAGGGCGCCACUAUGUACCGUCAGUCCCCGUUAAGCCGGUGAGGAGUUCCCAUUCCGCCGUGGUGAGAGAUGUGGUGCUGUUCGAGCAUGACCGAACCCGCUUCUUCAGGCUCCUGGCUCUGUUUUGUGGAGGACAGUUUCUGUUCUGGACCUACUUGGCCUAUUUUGCGUUCACAGGACUUCGAGACACGCGAAAGAGCAGCAAAGAGCCUCAGAAGGUCAGGACGGAACUGGGGCUUUUUAGCUUUGAUAUGAACCUUGGAUCAAAUACUUGGAGAUUUGGAUUCACACUUGGCUGUAUUGUUGUAGGAGGAGGAAUUGUUGGACUGGGCAUGUUGUUCAGCCGGCGCUCUGUCAGUCGUGUGGUUCUACAUAAGGGAGGUGGAAAGGUGACUGUGUGUACCCAGUCACCCCUAGGAGUGAGCAAUGCCUGGCAUCUAACUGUACCUUUGAAUCAAGUGGCUUGUCAUGCACACAGACAGGAAUCACCCUCUUUCAUCCCUCUCAAAGUAAAAAAUCACAAGUUCUACUUCCUUUUGGACAAGGAAGGAAACCUGAACAAUCCAAAACUGUUUGACGUCACUGUUGGUGCUUACAGACCAUUAUAGAUGUCAUGCCAUUUACAUGGUUUAAAACCAUUGUUUAAAAAAAAAAAAAAGCACAAGAAUUAUAGAUGUAUUACUGCUGAUGAAAGCAUGACUUAUAGAUGUUUUCAUUUGAAAGUUUGUACACACGUGACAAGUGAUUAAAGCUUACAUAGCAAUAACAA
Molecule: messenger RNA, 1089 nt
Organism: Neoarius graeffei (lesser salmon catfish)
Lineage: Eukaryota; Metazoa; Chordata; Actinopteri; Siluriformes; Ariidae
Gene: tmem223
Product: transmembrane protein 223
Exons: 2
Coding region: 152-928 (258 amino acids)
Biological process (GO): nervous system development
Cellular component (GO): mitochondrion
Source: RefSeq, a predicted model, not a curated record